AAAAAAGUAGUUGUUAUUGGUGUUCACGGCUGGUUUCCCAUGAAGUUGGUGCGUAGUAUGGUUGGAGAACCUACAGGGACAUCAACAAGGUUUUGCGAACAGAUGUCCACGGCAGCCAAACUAUACUUUCAGGCUGAGCACAAUGUGCAACUGCCGGACAGUGCAAUCACUUGUGUGCCAUUAGAAGGAGAAGGCAAAGUUGAAGACCGAGUCAAUAAGCUGUAUAGUAGUCUACUGGCAAAUUCAGUCUGGCUUGACGCUGUCUCAUCUGCGGAUGUGAUCCUGUGGGCCACACACUCACAAGGCACGCCCGUCUCGGUCAUGCUUCUUCAAAGAUUACUCGAGCGUGGACACGUUCAUGUUCAUCGUCAGUCCGUGUGCUUAUUGGCUAUGGCAGGUAUAAGUCACGGGCCAUUCCCGGCCCUCAAAGGGAGUCUUAUUGUCAAAUACUUUGAGGCUGAUCCAGCAAGAGAACUUUUUGAAUUUAUGGAUUCGAACAGUAGUAUAUCCCAAAAAUUUAGAGAGGCACAAAAACACGUAUUGAAAAGUGGGAUUAAGAUGGUGCUGGUGGGAUCAAUGCAAGAUCAGGUCGUACCCCUUUAUUCAGCCAUCAUGUCAGCCACUACUCAUCCAAACAUUCUCCGAUCUGUAUACAUCGAUGGACAUAUAUAUUCUGACGAUGACUUCAUUAUCCACCUAGUUAGUUUUGCACUUAAACUGCGUAACGCCGGUCUUUCUGACCAUGGAUUAUUGACCCAUGUGAGUGAGGUCCUGGCUGGAAACAUAUAUGCUCUAGAAGGAGGUCAUUCUACAAUUUAUGAAGAGAUCGAUGUUUAUACUAUGUCUCUCCGGUACCUGUUUGAGACCAAACCAUUUGGCAAGUUAUCACUUGCUCGACCAAAGACAAUUACUGCUGAUUCCAAAAUGCAAUGGAACCCAUUCUAUUUACCUUGGGCUAUGCGUGGUAUUUGCGACGACGCCCGGAUCACAAGUGACCCUGAAUUGCACCAAGAGUUACUUAAUCUAGGUCAGUCUCUUGCUAAAUGGAAUCCUCCUAGUAGUAAGAUGCGCGAGGUCAAGUAUCGCCUAGAACCAUUG
This is a messenger RNA of Phycomyces blakesleeanus NRRL 1555(-), 1098 nucleotides long. RefSeq lists its product as hypothetical. Lineage: Eukaryota; Fungi; Mucoromycota; Mucoromycetes; Mucorales; Phycomycetaceae. The record is from RefSeq and is a predicted model, not a curated record. The annotation marks the transcript as partial. The transcript is spliced from 4 exons.